Molecule: messenger RNA, 1648 nt
Organism: Trematomus bernacchii (emerald rockcod)
Lineage: Eukaryota; Metazoa; Chordata; Actinopteri; Perciformes; Nototheniidae
Gene: rln1
Product: relaxin 1
Exons: 2
Coding region: 147-701 (184 amino acids)
Cellular component (GO): extracellular region
Molecular function (GO): hormone activity
Source: RefSeq, a predicted model, not a curated record
UCUGCAACACAAGACAGCCAACAGAAGCAUCCUUCACAAGUUGAGCAUUCGGCUGCUACACACCAGGUUUUGAAACCCUGAUCAGAUCUGAGGUGGAGCUCUGCUUGACCUACCUGUGCAGCCGGCUCUGUUAGUGACAAGUGAAAAUGCUCUGGAGAUUGACUCUUGCCCUGGCUGUGGUGUGCGUCGGUGGCAUCUGCAACUGUGUGAAGGCGGACACGAUGAGCAGACUGCUGAUGCCGAGGGACUACGGGGUGAAGCUGUGCGGGAGAGAGUUCAUCAGAGCGGUCAUCUUCACCUGCGGAGGCUCGCGCUGGAAACGCUCCACAGACGGCUACAUAGCUCCCUUCCAUUGGAGUUCCCUCAGUGAUGUGACAGUGGGGGACGACCAGCCAGACUGGCAGCCUGGCACAGAGCUUUCAGCAGAUAACCCUUCUCCGCUCCUCAUCAGCUCCUCUUCCUCCCUGGCGGACCUCCUGGCUCUGUACGCGGCCCGCGGAGAAAGGCAGCAGUCGCCGCCGCCUCUGAGCGACUUCGCCCCUCAGUCGCAGCCUUUCACUGUUUUAGGUGAGCAAGACGGGAACCCAGCCGCAGGGGACUGGCCCGUAGCGAGCAAGAAGAAGAGGAACUUUUCUCUGGGUGUGGCCGGGAAGUGCUGCAGUCAGGGCUGCACCAAGAACGAUAUCGGACGCUUGUGCUGAUUCAGGGAGCAGAGCGGCUGUGACAUGAAGGUGUAAUGGACAGUGUUGACGUAGGAUGUUAAAUAUGGAGGAGAGAAAGUUCACAUCUGCUUUUCAUAGGUUUAAGUGACUCUAAUAUUUUAAAAAACGAUAUAUUUUCUUUACUUUCCUUGUUUGAUAUUUUGUUCAUGAUGAUCAUGUUCUGUAAGUCACCCUUUCAGCAUCACUGAAAAUAAAUUCAAACUGUGUUAAUAUUAAAUAUUCAGUCUUACAGUGUCCUUUGUUUAUUUGCUGGACCAGGAGAAGCUUCAAUUUUUUAGCCUGCGGACCACAUGACUAACCUGCAUUUAUUCUAGCAGCGGGCAAUAUCACACAUUAUGUCAUUUAGGCUGCGGUGAACUUAUUGCUGACAUCUGUUCACAACAUUACGCCUGCCUGAUCGUUUUCUGUUAGCACCCGCAGGACGCUACUGCAGAAAAGUAGAUUUCCCUUUAUCCUUUGUGACAAAGAUGAAACAAACAUAUACACAUUUAACCCAAUGCACAAAACCGCACACUUCAUCAUUCUCUGUGUAAUUGUAAAACUCAUGUACACAACUUAAUAACAAAAUGUGAUAAGCCACAUUUUGAUCAAAGAAAAACAAUGUUCAUGUCCGUAGUACUGCAAUAUGUUUUUUUUAAUACAAUUAUGUACACACCUGGAAUAUAAUACAUAUCCAUUUUUAUAAUAUUUACAUUUAUCUAUACAUGUAAUAAAUGUAGCUGCAUGUUUUCCGUUGGAUGACAGAACAAGACUUAAUGUCACUGACACUGCACAAAACUCAAAAUGAAACAAAUGGUAAAAACACCAGUUAAAUCUGGUUUAACAUUCUUUGUUUUCCUGACAAUCUUGUGAUAAAUACAUAUUUCACAAAAUAAUAUUUGGUUCACACACCAAUGUACAAACAUCACAAUAAGGGCUUUAUGAGG